CCGCGUGGCUCCGCGAUUCUCCAUCUUGCCCAUGAGCCACGAGAUCAUGCCAGGUGGCAACGUGAACAUCACCUGCGUGGCUGUGGGCUCGCCCAUGCCCUACGUCAAGUGGAUGCAGGGGGCCGAAGACCUGACGCCUGAAGACGACAUGCCCGUGGGUCGGAACGUGCUGGAGCUCACAGACGUCAAAGACUCUGCCAACUACACUUGCGUGGCCAUGUCCAGCCUGGGCGUCAUCGAGGCCGUGGCCCAGAUCACAGUGAAAUCUCUCCCCAAAGCCCCGGGGACUCCCGUGGUGACAGAGAACACAGCCACCAGCAUCACCAUCACAUGGGACUCCGGCAACCCAGACCCCGUGUCCUACUAUGUCAUCGAAUAUAAAUCCAAGAGCCAGGACGGGCCCUACCAGAUCAAAGAGGACAUCACCACGACGCGUUACAGCAUUGGUGGCCUGAGCCCCAACUCGGAGUAUGAGAUCUGGGUGUCCGCUGUCAACUCCAUCGGCCAGGGGCCUCCCAGUGAGUCAGUGGUCACCCGCACGGGCGAACAGGCCCCAGCUAGCGCACCCCGGAACGUGCAGGCCCGCAUGCUGAGCGCCACCACCAUGAUCAUCCAGUGGGAGGAGCCCGUGGAGCCCAACGGCCUGAUCCGGGGCUACCGGAUCUACUACACCAUGGAGCCCGAGCACCCCGUGGGCAACUGGCAGAAGCACAACGUGGAUGACAGCCUGCUGACCACCGUGGGCAGCCUGCUGGAGGAUGAGACGUAUACUGUGCGCGUGCUGGCCUUCACCUCCGUGGGCGACGGGCCCCUCUCGGACCCCAUCCAGGUCAAGACACAGCAGGGAGUGCCUGGCCAGCCCAUGAACUUCAGGGCCGAGGCCAAGUCCGAGACGAGCAUCGGGCUCUCGUGGAGCCCCCCGCGGCAGGAGAGCAUCAUCAAGUACGAGCUCCUGUUCCGGGAGGGCGACCACGGCAGAGAGGUGGGGAGGACCUUCGACCCGGCCACGGCAUUUGUGGUGGAGGACCUCAAGCCCAACACGGAGUACGCCUUCCGCCUGGCGGCCCGCUCUCCGCAGGGCCUGGGCGCUUUCACCCCAGUGGUGCGGCAGCGCACACUGCAGUCCAGUAGGUGUCUCGCGGAGCCUGCUCUUCCCUGCGGGGGGGCCCCAGCGCACACUGACCCUGGCCUCCUGUACCUGGGGCUCAUGGAACAGCCACGCUGUGCCUGA
This is a messenger RNA of Leptonychotes weddellii (Weddell seal), 1231 nucleotides long. Lineage: Eukaryota; Metazoa; Chordata; Mammalia; Carnivora; Phocidae. The record is from RefSeq and is a predicted model, not a curated record.